Molecule: messenger RNA, 357 nt
Organism: Fonsecaea multimorphosa CBS 102226
Lineage: Eukaryota; Fungi; Ascomycota; Eurotiomycetes; Chaetothyriales; Herpotrichiellaceae
Exons: 2
Coding region: 1-357 (118 amino acids)
Source: RefSeq, a predicted model, not a curated record
AUGUGCGUCAUCAAUGGCUUAUCGUUUGGGUAUCUGGCAUAUCACGCCCCGGGAGGAUCCCUUCUUCGCUAUCUAUACAUCCUCGCCGCUUCAGCGACCGCGUCAGGCGUGCCUUACGCGUUGACCUUUCUGCGUCGAACCAAUGGUGCCCUGUCUCGAAAGGCCGAUCGUUUGGCAGGGCCUGGCGGUGGAGAGAUGGCGUUAACGUAUGCUUUCAACGAGGAGCGCAGCAUCGAGAGAGAUAGGAAGAUGAGCACCGAGGAGGCCAUUAAGCGGUGGCAAUGGCACAAUUACGUGAGGACUUGGGUCUUGGUGCUGGGUGUGGUCGCUGGGGCCUGGGCUGUGGCUAUGGACUGA